This is a messenger RNA of Mercurialis annua (annual mercury), 810 nucleotides long. Its product is annotated as putative B3 domain-containing protein At2g27410. The record is from RefSeq and is a predicted model, not a curated record. Gene Ontology annotation, molecular function: DNA binding. The transcript has a single exon. The coding region runs from base 79 to 543 and encodes 154 amino acids. NCBI's taxonomy places the organism in Eukaryota, Viridiplantae, Streptophyta, Magnoliopsida, Malpighiales, Euphorbiaceae.
UCUCCAACUCCAACCUUAGCCUGUUUCCUCCUAUUCCACGAAGAAAACGAUCGCCCGCUUCCGCUCGUGAUCAUAAUUAUGUCUACUUCAAGAAUCGAACAUGAUCUUGAUUAUCAAAAUCAAGAAAAUAUCAUCGGUGGAAAACGCAAGUUUGUUGAGAGCCAACAUGAAGUGAAACAGACGAAGAAACCAAAAAACAAAGAGAAGAAGAAUAUCAAGAAACCAAGUACCAGGCCCAUGGUGAGAUCAACAAAAGCGUUGAAUCCAGAAGCGCCGGAAGCACAAAUUAGAGCUCUUGGAGGCCAAAACGCGAAGCUGGUGAUACAGAAAUACUUGUACAACACAGAUGUAAAUCCAACUCACGAUCGUUUAUCAAUUCCUAAGUUGCAAAUACAAGACCCUACCUUUCUUACCAAGGACGAGAAGGGACAAGAGUUGAAGGUUAAACUAUUGGAGCCGUGCGGUUUUGUGUCUGAUAUGAUUCUCAAAACAUGGAAUAUGCCGAGUACCCGUAAUCUGAACCUGAGGACAUCGGUGGGUUGAAGUGAUGGAGAGAAAUAAGGAUGAAUAUGAUGAUAAGAAGACGGAGAAGCUAAUCAAAAGAAAGUUCUUCGACCGAGGCGACACAAUUCAGGUCUGGUCGUUUAGGGCUAGCAGAGACGACGAAGAGGCUGCUAUCGCUGAAGAAGAAGAUCCGGGGCAACUUUGGCUUGCACUGAUUAAUCUCAGCCGCCCCAUUCCGAACAAUGGAGAUAAACAAUUUGUACAACAAGUUUAAUAUUUAGGAUAGUUUUUAGGUUUUUGAUGUAA